Parathielavia appendiculata is the source of this 1335-nucleotide messenger RNA. RefSeq names its product glycosyltransferase family 76 protein. NCBI's taxonomy places the organism in Eukaryota, Fungi, Ascomycota, Sordariomycetes, Sordariales, Chaetomiaceae. Gene Ontology annotation, molecular function: alpha-1,6-mannosyltransferase activity; GPI mannosyltransferase activity. Gene Ontology annotation, cellular component: endoplasmic reticulum membrane; mannosyltransferase complex. Gene Ontology annotation, biological process: GPI anchor biosynthetic process. The transcript has 3 exons. The record is from RefSeq and is a predicted model, not a curated record. Bases 1 to 1335 code for a protein of 444 amino acids.
AUGGCUCCCAAGCAGCAGCCGGAUCGGCACCCCAAGCCCGCACACCUCCGACCUUACCACACACUCCUCCUCUCUUUUGCGGCAUGGAAGCUCUUCCUCUUUGCCGUCACUCUGGGCAGCCUCCUCGUUGGCGAGGCGUACGACACGUCUGCAGGGCUGGUCGUGCAGGGACCCGGAAGCGGCGGUAACCACAGUGUCAGCAGGCUGAUCGCCCGGCUGACCAGCUGGGAUGCCAUCUAUUUUGUCAGCAUUUCGCGCCGAGGCUGCCGGUUUGAGCAGGACUGGGCUUUUUGCGGAGGUUUGCCUGUUGUUGUACGGGGGUUCGUGAAAGGUCUGGAGUAUCUCGGAUUUUCCAGCCCGUCCGUCUCCGAUGGGGGUGCCGUUCCUGAAGCACUGGCGGGCAUCCUCAUCGCCAACACGGCUCACCUGCUCUCGGCCCUCGUGCUCUACCGCCUAGGCCAAGUCAUCUGGCGAGACCAGAUUCUAUCCUUGGUGUCUGCAAUCAUGCACAUCAUCUCCCCCGCCGGCCUGUUCCUCUCAGUCCCCUACGCCGAGACCUCCUUUGCUCUGCUUUCCUUCUCAGGCUACCUGCUUCUCGCCCUGAGCUGCCGGGCCGAACAGCGCCCCCUAUACCGCGACCUCUACACGGUUUUGGCCGGCAUUCUCUUUGGCUUCGCCACCGCCUUCCGGAGUAAUGGCAUCCUGAACGGCAUCCCCUUCGCCUGGGAAGUCCUGCGGCACCUGCCGAAGCUGUCCCAACGUCCCACCGACACGCUGCGUCAGCUGUUGGCUCUUGGCGUGGGUGGAGUUUUUGUGGCGGCAGGGUCGCUUGGUCCGCAGGCGGUCGCCUAUUCGCGCUUCUGCUCCGGCACAUCCGGAGCGCCGCUCAGGCCCUGGUGCCAGGGAUAUUUCCCAAGCAUUUACACCUUUGUUCAGCAGCAUUACUGGAACGUCGGCUUCCUCCGUUACUGGGCUCUGUCGAACCUCCCGCUCUUCCUGCUCGCCACCCCGAUGUUGAUGAUCCUACUGAAGUCCGGGGUGGAGCAGCUGAGCGGUCGCCCUCGUCCUGUCGCCGACAAACCCGCCGAGUCGGCGAGAUUGCUUUCCCUUGUCCAAUCUGCCGCCGUCGCCCAAAUCUUGCUGGCUGUGCUGGCCCUGACCAGCUACCAUGUUCAGAUCAUCACCAGGAUAUCCACAGGGUAUCCAGUGUGGUGUUGGUGGGUUGCUGCCUCCCUCAUUCGCGGCGACAAGACGGGAACACGCAUCCUCAUGUUCAUGGUCAUCUACGCCUCGAUUCAAGGAGCGCUGUUCACUUCCUUUCUCCCCCCGGCAUGA